UUUGUAAGAUCGCUCGUGUCCCUUCGGUUGCCUGGCAACGCGCGUGGCAGUGGGCGCUCCUGACCUUGCGUCCGCGACCGCGCACAGCGCGCGCUCUUAAAAUAGACCCGGGGAGAUUGACGUUAAUUGAAAAUAAGAAAAACGCAAGAAGAGCCGAGCGCCGUUCACACGGCUCGACGGGGAAAAAGGGGGCAUGUUGGAUGGUGGGAACGAUGAGAUAUGAGAUUAUUACAGUGCACGCUCGGAUGCGAUACCGGCUGAGCGAUUCGGCAGGUUUGUGCUGAGAGGAUCUGUCUGCUGGAAAAAUGAACAGCUUCACCUGCUGAAAUCACCAACCAAUAUGGAGCACUUGGUGGUGCACACCUGGCUGCGGAGAUGCCCACUGGAUCUGCCUGAGUGUGUGGCGCGUGUUUGUUUUUGAGCGCUAGAGUGCGACUGCGUCAAAGCGGCGAGUGUCAUUGAGCUACAAACAGAGAUUUAUCAGUGUGAACGUGCGUGUGCUGUUAAGAGGGACCAUGUGGCACACACAGUCAGCAACUUACCUGCCGCUUACCCACCUGCUCUGCCGACCUCUGAACUUUGCUCUGUGUUGGCUGCUCGUGUGGUUGAUGUGGUCAGUCUCCAUGGCAACAGCGCUGACCUACCAGCCCACAGUAAACACAGCACUUGGCAGGCUAAGGGGGAUGCGGGUUGCUGUGGCAACGGAGGGUCUGGGCCCUGUGGAUCAGUACCUGGGUGUGCCUUACGCUGCCCCCCCUGUAGGAGAGAAGCGCUUCAUGGCGCCCGAUGCUCCAUCGGCCUGGUCCGGCGUACGGAACGCCACCCGCUUCCCUCCCGUCUGCCCGCAGACCGUUCGUAACGCGGUGCCCGACAUCAUGAUGCCCGUCUGGGCCACCUACAACCUUGACACGGUUGCUACGUACCUGCAGGAGCAGAGUGAGGAUUGUCUGUACCUGAAUAUAUACGUGCCCACACAAAGCGGUACAAAGAGAACGGGCGACAUGUCAGCUGACACAGAGCGUUCGGAGGAUGAUGGGCUUAGGGAUUCUCGAGAUGACCCGCGUCCUGUGAUGCUGUUUAUUCAUGGUGGCUCGUACAUGGAGGGCACGGGGAACAUUAUGGACGGUAGUGUGCUGGCCAGCUACGGCAAUGUCAUCGUCAUAACCCUCAACUACAGGGUGGGAAUAUUAGGGUUUUUAAGCACAGGUGACCAAGCAGCUAAAGGGAAUUAUGGUCUCUUGGAUCAGAUUCAAGCUCUUCGCUGGAUCAACAAGAAUAUUGGAUACUUCGGUGGUGAUCCGGGCCGCGUGACUGUGUUUGGCUCAGGAAUCGGAGCGUCCUGUGUCAGCUUGCUCACUCUUUCACACCAUUCUGAAGGUUUGUUUCACAGAGCAAUCAUUCAGAGCGGCUCAGCACUGUCCAGUUGGUCAGUGAACUAUCAGCCUGUGAAAUACACACGUCUCCUCGCGGAGCGUGUUGGCUGUAAUGUCCUUGACACACAAGACCUGGUCCUCUGCAUGCAGAAGCGCAGCUACAGGGAGCUGGUGGAGCAGGAAAUUCAGCCAGCGCGUUUCCAUGUGGCCUUUGGCCCUGUCAUUGACGGUGACCUCAUCCCAGACGACCCCGAAGUGCUCAUGGAGCAGGGGGAAUUCCUUAACUAUGACAUCAUGUUGGGCGUUAACCAGGGAGAGGGAUUCCGCUUUGUGGAGGGCGUGGUGGAACCAGAAGAGGGCGGAGUGUCUGGCUCAGAUUUUGACUUCACCGUAUCUGAUUUUGUAGACGGUCUCUACGGUUAUCCAGAAGGGAAGGACACUCUGAGAGAAACCAUAAAGUUCAUGUACACAGACUGGGCAGAUCGAGACAAUCCCGAAACUCGUCGUAAAACCCUCGUGGCCAUGUUCACGGAUCACCAGUGGGUGGAGCCGGCUGUGGUGACGGCUGACCUGCACGCACGUUACGGUUCUCCAACCUUCUUCUAUGCAUUCUACCAUCACUGUCAAAGCCCCAUGAAGCCUCCCUGGGCAGACGCCGCACAUGGUGAUGAGCUGCCCUAUGUGUUUGGUGUUCCACUUAUUGGUCCAACGGAACUCUUCCCCUGCAACUUCUCCCGCAAUGAUAUCAUGCUCAGUGCGGUUGUAAUGACCUACUGGACCAACUUCGCAAAGACCGGGGAUCCGAACAAGCCAGUUCCUCAGGACACUAAGUUUAUCCACACCAAGGCAAACCGUUUUGAAGAAGUGACAUGGGCCAAGUACAGUCCUCACGACCAGCUAUAUCUGCAUAUUGGGCUGAAGCCUCGUGUUCGGGAUCACUAUCGAGCUACGAAAGUGGCCUUCUGGAAACACCUGGUACCUCACCUGUACAACCUGCAUGACAUGUUCCACUACACAUCCACCACCACACGGGUCCCACCACUUCUGACCACACACAGCUCUCACAGUGCCACACCGCGCCCAGGAGGCAACAAGCCUCGUACUCCAGGUAAACAGCCUCCUCAGUCCACAGCACGCAGCGGGCCGCUGGUCAUCGCUAACCCGCGCGAUUACUCCACAGAGCUGAGCGUCACGAUCGCCGUCGGAGCUUCGCUUUUGUUUCUCAACGUCCUGGCAUUUGCCGCGCUCUACUACCGCAAGGACAAACGGAGCCGACAGGACACGCCCCCCCAGGCCGCACCUCAGCGCCAGACCCCGCCCAAUGACCUCAGCUACACGCCCACCUCCAUCUCAGGGGGUAACCAGGAGGAGGGGUCACUCUGCGACCCACUCCGUUUGACCCCGGCGUCAUCUCCGCGGGAUUACGCCCUCACGCUUCGCCGCUCGCCGGAUGACAUCCCGCUCAUGACGCCCAGUUCUGUCGCCAUGACCCCCAAUAGCGGCACGAUGACACCCAAUACAGUAACCUUGACGCCCAAUAGUGUUACAAUGACGCCCAACACCAUUACCAUGUCACCCAAUUCGUUGAUGGGGUAUCCCAGCAUGCACCCUUACAACACUUUCACACAUGGAUACAACUCCACCAGCCUGCCCCACCCACACUCCACAACACGCGUAUAACAUGCAACAGAAACGCCACAAGCGACACACCACACUCACAUCCCACAAAUCCUUACAACACAAUCACAGCGAGUGAUUACUGCAAACCAGAUCAAACCGGUGCAAGCAGUAUUCAAAAGUAAAUAGCAGGAGAAACCAAUACAUAACAUGAGCACAAUCACCUCCGAUUUACGGCACUAGUAUGAAGCAAGUACGGCCCAUCAGUGUAAACCAGACGGAAGUGUCACUGCAGCACAUUAACAUGAACGGUUUGGCUCAGUAUGAAUGCACUGCUUCACGUCUGACCUUUUAUGGUAUAUGAGCAGUUAAGAAACUUCUCUGUGGAAUAAGAUGAAAAAACGAGCAGAUUGCCUGAGGGUGAGCUGUAGUACCACUGCCGCCUCUGGGUGGUGCAGCAAGACUCUGAAAACCCCGCAGGUGGUUCGAUCCGCAAGAACAGUAGGGGGCGCUGGAGUCCCAUCAGUGGUUCACCAUUAUGAACCAAGCAAGCACUUAUUCUAAGAUAUGUAAUAAUAAUAACCUGUAAUAACAAACAUAUUAA
Molecule: messenger RNA, 3594 nt
Organism: Labeo rohita (rohu)
Lineage: Eukaryota; Metazoa; Chordata; Actinopteri; Cypriniformes; Cyprinidae
Gene: nlgn3b
Product: neuroligin 3b
Exons: 8
Coding region: 516-3053 (845 amino acids)
Biological process (GO): synaptic vesicle endocytosis; postsynaptic membrane assembly; modulation of chemical synaptic transmission
Cellular component (GO): postsynaptic specialization membrane; cell surface; synapse
Molecular function (GO): signaling receptor activity; neurexin family protein binding
Source: RefSeq, a predicted model, not a curated record